AUGGAAAACAGUGCUAGCAGUGACAUCGACAUGUCCAAACUUGGUGCUUCGGCCAAAGGACUGUUGACAACGUUCGAAAACGCCAAUGCAAGCCUGAUGGCAUCGGCACUGGUUACAACAACGGUUCAAUUUGCAACGGGUAAAGACAUGUCCGAAACAAUGUUGCGACACAGUGACUGUAAGGUGCAAAGCCGACCGGAAGCUUGCUUUAGCCGUAGCCCAAUGCAGGAUCUGUCCGACGAGGAUAUGUCGGAUUUUUCCUCCAACGAAAGUGACGCAAUGGAGGAGUUGGAUUUAAAAAUGACUGGCCACGUCCGCAGUGCUGACGAAGAUACUAGCGGCCAGGCACAUGACAGCAGUGGAUCGCUUGUGUCGGUAGUGCCGGUACUGAAUCUAUCCGGGACCAAGCUUGGAAUUGGUGGCGGUGGAUUAAAUGGGUCCGGUGCUGUGGUGAGAAAGAUGUUUACCAAUACAAGAGAGCGCUGGCGCCAGCAGAACGUGUCCGGUGCAUUUGCCGAGCUACGGAAGCUCGUUCCGACCCAUCCGCCGGAUAAGAAGCUGUCGAAGAAUGAAAUUCUUCGUAUGGCCAUACGCUACAUACGCCUGCUAACGAAUGUCCUCGAGUGGCAGAAGAAGCAGGAGGCUCACGAUCGCACUCCACUAAAGCAACGCAGCUCGCAACAGCAGCUGCAGCAGCUUAUGCAGUCCUCGCAAGCCUCGAACCACAUCGGUCAGCAUUCAAACAACGAGAACCAUUUCACGGGCAACUACCGCGAGAACGGGAACAAUCUGCUAAUGAUCGUCAGUCCCAAAUCGUUUGCCAAAGCUUCCAGCACGACUGUCCGUACCGGUAGGCCGGAAUCGAAGGUAGAACAGUGUGCUGAGAUCGAGAAAAUAAAGCUAGUCAGCAAGCUUUGUCCGGCGAGCAAGCUGCCCAAACCGGGCUCUACGAAUCUGGCUACGAAUGGUUCCGCAAGAAAUCGCCGCAAAACGAUGAGCAGUGGAACAUUACCGUUUCGGUCCGGACUGCACAUCAAAACCGAUCUACUGGCACUAUCGCAACCGUGUGGUAUGAUACCAACGAUGAUGGAAAACGAAAUAAAGCGUGAAUUGACCCACCAUGGCCAAAUGGUUUCGCUGGAAGGUGAAGGACACAGUCGGGAUGGAACACCCAAGAGGACUAAUGAAAAGGCUAUGGAAAAGCCAAAAUAG
Messenger RNA from Anopheles maculipalpis, 1212 nucleotides. RefSeq lists its product as uncharacterized. Bases 1 to 1212 code for a protein of 403 amino acids. Gene Ontology annotation, biological process: regulation of transcription by RNA polymerase II. Lineage: Eukaryota; Metazoa; Arthropoda; Insecta; Diptera; Culicidae. The transcript is spliced from 2 exons. Gene Ontology annotation, molecular function: protein dimerization activity; RNA polymerase II cis-regulatory region sequence-specific DNA binding; DNA-binding transcription factor activity, RNA polymerase II-specific. The record is from RefSeq and is a predicted model, not a curated record.